UGCCAUUUUCAGACCGAUCAUCAUUAGUUUGUCGUCCGGCCCCAUACAGUGUAGAAUGUCGACUCGCGACCGCCGCAGUAUUUUCCGGCCGUGCAUCGAUUUACACGAUGGUCAAGUGAAGCAGAUCGUCGGGGGCACACUGUCGGACAGCAAUCCAGAAGCAUUGAAAACUAAUUUCGUAGCAUCCCAAUCCCCAGGUGACUUUACACGUCUAUAUAAACGCCACGACCUUUGUGGCGGGCAUAUUAUCAAGCUGGGUCCCAAAAAUGAUGAUGCAGCAAGAGAAGCUUUAGCUGCUUGGCCAGGCGGCCUGCAGAUCGGGGGCGGCGUCACUGAUGCCAAUGCACAGGAAUGGUUAGACAAUGGUGCCAGCAAGGUGAUCGUAACGUCGUACCUAUUUCCAGCCGGCAAGUUUUCCCUGGAGCGACUACAGGCUAUAUCUCAUACCAUCGACAAGGACAGGCUAGUAAUCGACGUCAGUUGCCGCCGUCGAGGAGACAAGUGGCUAGUGGCCAUGAAUAAAUGGCAAGAUAUCACAGACAUGGAGGUGUGCAAAGAGUCUCUCGAUCUACUAUCCCAGUAUUGUAGUGAGUUCUUGAUCCACGCUGCUGACGUGGAAGGCCUGUGUCAAGGUAUUGACGAAGAUCUCGUGAGAAGACUGGGUGAAUGGGUAACAAUACCAACUACCUAUGCCGGAGGAGCGAAACACGUAGAUGAUCUUUCGCUGGUUAACAGACUUUCCGGCGGAAAGGUGGACUUGACAUACGGCAGUUCUCUCGAUAUCUUCGGAGGAACACUGGUCAAAUUCGAAGACCUAGUGAAGGUGUCUCGGGGUCCGCGGGAGGCUUGCGGUUGACGCUGUCGGGUAACGCUGCCACAGUGGUCAUUUUACUCAUGUACCUAUCUUGCGACCGGAACAACAAACACGUUCUGCAACAAUCAUACUUUCAAGUCGCAUGUGGCCCAAAGACACAGUUGGAAAUCGCCCGCAAGUACUUCGAUCUGCCGUUGACUAUCGUCGGUUGGUGCCUUUCGAAGGCGAAGAUUCUGAAUGCGAUAUCCACGACCAAGUCCACUUCCAAAUUACUAUGUUCAGAGCUCGGUCUGCCGCAAUCUGUUCUAUCAACGGACAAAGCUUACGAAGGUCGAAUGUGGUGUCCUCGGGCAUCGAACAGUCUUCGUGCCAUGUGUUCUCACUCAGAUCACAGGCACAGCGGCAUGAGUAGGUAAUUUAUUUGCUUCCAAUAUGACGACCACAUUGCCCA
Messenger RNA from Pisolithus orientalis, 1265 nucleotides. Its product is annotated as Phosphoribosylformimino-5-aminoimidazole carboxamide ribotide isomerase. The transcript is spliced from 10 exons. The record is from RefSeq and is a predicted model, not a curated record. Gene Ontology annotation, biological process: L-histidine biosynthetic process; L-tryptophan biosynthetic process. Bases 56 to 856 code for a protein of 266 amino acids. Gene Ontology annotation, cellular component: cytoplasm. Lineage: Eukaryota; Fungi; Basidiomycota; Agaricomycetes; Boletales; Pisolithaceae. Gene Ontology annotation, molecular function: 1-(5-phosphoribosyl)-5-[(5-phosphoribosylamino)methylideneamino]imidazole-4-carboxamide isomerase activity.